AUGUCUGAACGCUACACCUCUUUGGCUCCAGCAUAUGCUGUGUAUUACGAGAACUAUUACCCAUAUGAAGAAAUUGUUGAGUGGCUCACGUACCAUGGAAGCGUCCUCACUCAAAGGCGUGAAUGGUCUUAUGAAAUAAUCACAGCCACCGAUGAGACCUUUGUCACCAGAUUUCGCGAGAUCUCAGAUGCAGAACAGCUCAGAUCUAUACUUCGCUUUUCCUCGAAGACAUUAGAGGACUUUAAGCUCAAGCUUGACAUCGGACCCGUUUAUACGAGUGAUAUGAGUCAACGCAAAACGCAACCGGAGUUUGCACCAUGUGAGCGAGAGCUUGUGUUCGAUAUUGACGCAGGUGACUAUGAUAGAAUUCGUACCUGUUGUGCCGGACCAGCCAUGUGUGACAAGUGCUGGCGCUUCAUGGAACUGGCAGUCCCUCUCCUUAUCCUCUUUUGUCGUGUUCACGGUUUCAACGACUACUUCUUUGUCUUUUCUGGACGGCGGGGAUUGCAUUGCUGGAUAUGCGAUGCUCGUGCACGGAAGCUUUCUAAGGACUCUCGCAAAAGCAUGGUCGACGCAUUCAAUAUCAUUAGCAUAGAUACAGGAAGUGUUCUUCGGGAGUCAUACGAUCACUCCAAUUGGCUUUGUCGCUUAAUUCACGAUCACAUUUGUAUACGUUUCUUUUCCCAAAUGCUUGAAGAACAGAAUUGGCUUGGUGGAGGUGUUGAAGAGCACUUAGCUAAGUACUCUAAGGAAAGCCUUCUGACAGAGCUACGACGGGCUGAUUCUGCGCUGUUUUCGUCAGCGCCGAUCUUUUUCUUUCUUCAUAUUACCUUAUGCAUUUACUCUUGCUUAGUUGCAGGAGGGUAUCCUGUUACAACUGGUUCUGCCAAAAAUUCAGACGGGCGAUUUGCAUCUCUUCUUACUACAUUCAUCGGAAAACUGACUAUGAUAACAUCAUCUGCCGCUCGCUGGACUGAGCUUGAGCUACUAAUUAAGGAUUAUGAUCCAAUUCUUGCUGCCAUCAGGGUGUACUACACAUAUCCCCGAUUUGAUGUAGAGGUCACUCGCGGGAUGAACCAUCUUCUAAAGAUUCCAUUCUCGGUUCACUCCAAGUCUCGUAAAAUAUCAGUCCCCUUUCCACCCGCACCAAUCCUCAAAACCUAUUCCAUUGAUACAGGAGUUCUUCAACUGGGACCCUUAGACACCGAUGACUCCUUGCCAAGGUUUCUGCCAUCUGAUGCACCCACUGUGGACGAUCUUUUGAGCGGACACACAGAGCACUACUUCAAGUACCGCACAUAUUUCUCCCGAAUUGUUCAUCAGGUGACAGCGCCAUAUGAUGGAACUUAA
Molecule: messenger RNA, 1350 nt
Organism: Giardia duodenalis
Lineage: Eukaryota; Fornicata; Diplomonadida; Hexamitidae
Product: DNA primase small subunit
Exons: 1
Coding region: 1-1350 (449 amino acids)
Biological process (GO): DNA replication, synthesis of primer
Cellular component (GO): alpha DNA polymerase:primase complex
Source: RefSeq, a predicted model, not a curated record